Mucor velutinosus is the source of this 1521-nucleotide messenger RNA. RefSeq lists its product as uncharacterized. Gene Ontology annotation, molecular function: carbohydrate:proton symporter activity. Gene Ontology annotation, cellular component: membrane. Bases 1 to 1521 code for a protein of 506 amino acids. The record is from RefSeq and is a predicted model, not a curated record. Gene Ontology annotation, biological process: carbohydrate transport; transmembrane transport. NCBI's taxonomy places the organism in Eukaryota, Fungi, Mucoromycota, Mucoromycetes, Mucorales, Mucoraceae. The transcript has 6 exons.
AUGAAGAGACUAUUGAAAGGAAAUGCCUUGUUGUAUUCCGUAGCAUGCUUUGCUUCCAUGGGCCAAUUUCUGUUUGGUUAUGACCAAGGUGUUCUUUCAGGUAUCCUGGUCAAUGAACGAUGGCUGAAUUUAUUUGGCCAUCCCAAUGCAACCAUGCAAGGUCUCGUGGUGGCCAUCUUUGAGCUGGGUGCCUGGUUUACAGCUUACCCAACCAGCUGGUUUAUGGAUCGUAUUGGCCGUAGAUGGACAAUCAUGGUGGGCGCUUUGAUAUUUAUUGUGGGCGGCGUGCUGCAGACGGCAUCCAGUACAAUGAUCCAGCUACUGUUUGGUCGACUCAUUGCUGGUUUUGGUAUUGGUUUUCUGAGUACAGUGCUGCCUGUGUACACUGCAGAGUUGAGUAGAGCUCACAACAGAGGCAAAGUCACUGUGUUUGGUAUGAGUAUCAACAUGCUGGGCUAUACAGCUUCCGAGUUCAUCGAUUAUGGUUUUACGUAUGUGGAUAGCGAAUGGUCCUUCCGUGGUCCUCUCUUAUUGCAAGUGGUAUUUGCAUUGAUAUUGGCUGUGGGUACACUCGUGUUGCCUGAAUCGCCGAGAUACUUGAUUGCAAAACACAAUGACAAGCUUGCUAUCAAGACGCUCUCUGAUUUGCAUGGUAAAGACCAAGAUCAUCCAUUGGUGAAUGCUGAAUACGAUGAGAUCAAGACUGCCCUGGAUAUCGAAGAGAAGCUAGGCCAGCCUACCUGGAAGGAGAUGUUUACCAUUUACCGCAAGAGAUCCAUGAUUGGUAUUGCAGUGCAAGCUCUGGGUCAGAUGUCUGGUAUCAAUAUCGUUACGUACUAUGCUCCUAAAAUGUAUGAAGCAGUGUUGGGUCCUGGCAAUCAAACCAUCUUGUUUGCUGGUUUCACUGCCUUGGUCUACUUUUUCGGUGCCAUCAUUGCAGCAUUCCUGGUCGAUCGUGUCGGCCGCCGCCCCUUGUUCAUGGCUGGUUCCUGUGCUAUGGUUGUCUGGCUUACAUUGAUGGCUGUAUUCAACAAGGUGGCCCUUGGAUUGACAUCUGCUAUUCUAGUGAUUGUGUUCACCAUGAUCUAUGUGGGCACAUUUGGUAUGACUUGGGCUUGCGUCGACUGGCUGUAUCCUGCCGAGAUAUUUCCCUUCCGCACAAGAGCCAAAGGCAUGUCCCUGGCUGUUUCAUCCAACUGGUUGUCCAAUUUUGCUGUUGGUUUGUGGACACCUCCAUUACUAGAGGCUAUUGGCUGGGCUACCUAUCUGUUUUACGCAGCUUGGAAUCUGGUGGCUCUAUUCGUUGUAUGGAAAUGGUUUGUGGAAACCAAAGGCAAGAGCUUGGAAGAGAUUGACGCCAUCUUCAAUGAUGGCGCGGGUGCUAUUGAGAUUGAUGACUUGGCGGAAGAAAAGAAGGCCGGAAAUGGUAGAGUGCAACAAGAGAGAUCUAUACUUGAUGCAAAUGAAUUUGAUGAUCAGGAUCAAAUAAAGCCUGAUCAACACCACAAGGAAAAUGUGUAA